Molecule: messenger RNA, 1845 nt
Organism: Penicillium cosmopolitanum
Lineage: Eukaryota; Fungi; Ascomycota; Eurotiomycetes; Eurotiales; Aspergillaceae
Product: DNA polymerase alpha/epsilon subunit B
Exons: 1
Coding region: 1-1845 (614 amino acids)
Biological process (GO): DNA-templated DNA replication; error-prone translesion synthesis
Cellular component (GO): epsilon DNA polymerase complex
Molecular function (GO): DNA binding
Source: RefSeq, a predicted model, not a curated record
AUGGGUGCUGAUGUUGGUCGUAUUGACUUGAACGAUCAUUCCCAAGGAGGUUCAUUUGCCUCGAGAUCCGCCGAUAAUGAGGAAGAUGAGUCCCAGCUAUCAAUUCACCCUCGGCACUGGUUAAAGGCGAUUGAAGCCUUUGACCUCCCCCGCCUAACCUACAACGUCGACAAGAAAUAUUUCGAGACCCUCAAGUCAAAGCCGACAUUGUUCCCACCCCCGUCACACAAAACUGCCCUGUUCAGAGACAGGUAUAACCUGGUCUAUCAGAGAUUGCUUCGCAACGAGUCUUUCCAAAGCUCGUUGGGAAUCGCAGGUGUUCCUUCACUGCAGCGAUCUUCCUCGAAUCUCGCAACGGGACAAUCGUACAAAUUAACGCCGAUUGCAAACCUGCUCGGCCGGAGCGGUACAUCCCAUCUCCUUUUGGGACUCUUGACAACAUCACCAACCGGUGAUUUAUCACUGGUAGACUUGACCGGGACCGUGUCUCUCGAUCUGAGCCAUGCAAGAAUGAUCCCGGAAGACGGAGCUUGGUUCGCACCGGGCAUGAUCGUGCUAGUCGAUGGUAUCUACGAAGAGGAAGAAAUGAUCAAGGGAUCUGUCCUGGGCGGCAACACUGGCGUGGGCGGUUCCAUCGGCGGCCAUUUUGUCGGAGUAUCUAUCUGCGGCCCACCAUGCGAGAGAAGAGAUAUUUCUCUUGGAACCGGGAACCGCCAAGGUAGCGGAGAGCUCAGUUCAAGCGGCGGAUUCGGCUGGGUUGACUUUCUAGGAAUUGGCAGCGAGCGUGCCCAGGGUGCUCGUAUGAGGAGAAUUCAAGAAAAGUGCCUUCAGGGCGAGCGGGAACAAGAAUCUCAAACGGAGACCUCAGCACCGCCGAGAUUGAAAGUCGCUGUGAUGAGCGAGGUCAAUCUCGACAACAUGAGAACUCUCGAUGCGCUACGCAAAGUCUUCAGUUCCUACAAUGACCUAGCCCUCCAUGAACGCCCCCAGACUUUCGUCCUGAUAGGCAACUUCGUGCAAACAGCCGUCAUUAAUGGAGGUGGACGAGCAGGGAGCAUCGAAUACAAGGAAUACUUCGAUUCCCUCGCUGUCGUGUUGUCCGACUUCCCUGCUUUACUCCAACACUCAACAUUCGUCUUUGUCCCCGGCGACAAUGACCCCUGGGCCGCUGCCUUCUCCGGAGGCGCAGCAUCAACAAUACCACGCCAUCCAAUCCCAGAACUAUUCACAUCUCGAAUCAAACGCGCCUUCGCAACCGCCAAUGCAGAGCUAGAUCGAUCACACCAGAACUCAACCCCCGCACCACCAGGCGAAGCCUUCUGGACCUCAAACCCAGCUCGUCUAUCAUGGUUCGGACCCGUCCACGACAUCGCCAUAUUCCGAGACGAUAUAUCCAGCCGUCUCCGACGAACAGCAAUAAACACCAAGACAGACGAAGACGAGCCCGAACCCGACACUACAAUGCACGAAGCCCUAGAAAACGACACAGUCACCACCGAGCCCGAAUCUGUACCCGCAGCCGCAAACAAACCCGACACAACAUCCCCCGCCGCAACGAUGGCGCGACGAUUAGUCAAAACAGUCCUUGACCAAGGCACACUUGCCCCAUUCCCACUGACCAUGAGACCGGUUCUUUGGGACCACGCCUCAGCCAUUCAACUGUAUCCACUACCGACGGCUCUGAUCCUAGCUGAUGCCGAGGCUAGUCCCUUCUGUAUGACCUAUGAGGGAUGUCAUGUUAUGAAUCCCGGACGAUUGCUUCCUGAGGGUGCGGUGCCGACUGUUAGAUGGAUUGAGUAUGAUGUUUUGCGGAAUCGGGGGAAGGUUAGAGAGGACCGGUACUAA